AUGAGAAUAACAACAGUUGCCGUUCCACUCCUUGCUGCCAUAACAGUUGCUUACGCCGGUGGUGAUGAAUAUCAUCGUCAUGGCCAUCAACAUCACCAUCAUCAUGAUAAUGAUCAGCAUACUAAGUUUCCAGACUUCAAAGAGUGUGAAGCUGUUGACGAUCGAGCCAAACAAAUCAAAGACGCCUUUCUUCAUGCUUACAAUGGUUAUCGGGAAUACGCAUGGGGCGCUGAUGAGUUACUACCUUUGACAAACAAACCAUCCAACUCACGCAAUGGAUGGGGUGCUACCAUUAUUGAUGGCCUUGAUACAAUGAUCAUCAUGGGCUUGGAGGAUGAAUACAAACAAGCACUCGAUUUCAUCAAGAAUGACCUGAAUUUCAAUACAUCGAUUGGUGAUGCAAAGGGAUUUGAAACUGGUAUUCGUUACUUGGGUGGUCUGAUCUCGGCGUAUGACCUUGCUGGCGAUUCAAUUCUGCUUGAAAAAGCCAAGGAAGUGAUGGAUGAUGUCUUGUUGCCACUUUUCUCAUCACCACCAGGUGCUCCCUAUACAUACAUGAAUGUCAAUAGCAAAAAGCCUGUAAAGACCAACACAAUCAAUCUUGCAGAAUUUGGUACUUACACGCUCGAAUUCACUCGUCUCUCGCAAAUCACCAAGGACAACUCGUAUGCCAAACUUGCCAACAAGCUGGUCGAAGAUGCCAUUAGCCAUGACAGUGUUAUGCCGGGAUUGUAUCCGACCCAUUGGGAUAUUAGCGGCGAGACGAUGAAGCCAAUCAAGAGCAGCAUUGUGACCGUGGGAGCUGGUGGUGACAGUUUUUACGAAUACCUUCCCAAGACCUUUUUGCUCACGGGCAACAGCCGAUACAUGGAUGCAUGGGCCAAGGCAGUUGAAAGCAUCCAAAAGUUCCUCUUGUCACCCACUGCUCAAGAUCCCAACAUCCAAUUUGUUGCCAGCAUUACCAAUGGCACCGUAUCUUAUGCAUCGGAUGAAUUGAUUUGCUUUUGGCCAGGAAACGUUUUACUCGGCAUCACUCAGCUCAAUGAAGGUGAUCAAACCGAUUCCUUCCGUUCUUUUGCCGAUACAUUUAUGAAGUCAUGCAUUCAAACUUGGAGUGACACAGCCACUGGUAUUGCACCUGAAGUAUGGAGCUGGACACCCAACAAGGGGGCUACUGAAGGUGCCCUUGGUCAACAGUAUGAUGCCAUCGGUGAAAUCCUAAAGGACAUCAACCUUGGCGAGAAGCAUCAUGGCGACCAUAAUGGUGGCCCUGUAUUCAAGAUUGAAGGAUCAGCAUACAAUCUUCGCCCAGAAACAAUCGAAAGCUUGUUUUAUUACUACCGUGCUACUGGUGACGAGUAUUACAAGGAAACGGCAUGGGAAUGGUUUGAGAGUAUCAAAAAAUACACAAUGACCGACUCGGGCUUCACAAUGAUCAACAAUGUUGAUUCUACUGCAGAUACCCGUGGCAACUUCCAAGAGAGCUUUUUCUUCGCCGAGACCUUGAAGUAUCUAUACCUCUUGUUUGUGGAUGACAAGUGUAUUUCUUUGAACAACUACGUUUUCAGCACCGAAGCUCACCCCUUCAAGCUUGAACGCAGCAUCAAGUACCAAGAAGUAUGA
Molecule: messenger RNA, 1623 nt
Organism: Lichtheimia ornata
Lineage: Eukaryota; Fungi; Mucoromycota; Mucoromycetes; Mucorales; Lichtheimiaceae
Exons: 8
Coding region: 1-1623 (540 amino acids)
Biological process (GO): carbohydrate metabolic process; N-glycan processing
Cellular component (GO): endoplasmic reticulum; Golgi membrane
Molecular function (GO): calcium ion binding; mannosyl-oligosaccharide 1,2-alpha-mannosidase activity
Source: RefSeq, a predicted model, not a curated record